GUUAGGUCAGAUCGCCAUUUUGGAGGAAAAACGAAAAUAGAAAACAAAAUUUUGUUUUGAAAACAUCAAAUAUUUCUUCCAUUUCUGAAUUGGUUGGACUAAAAGCAUCGACUUGAUAUAAGCUGUGUGUCUAAGAACAGAUAAAGAUGAAAUUCUGUUUGAAAUAUGGGCUAGUGAUAGCCUUAUGCAUAGUGCUUGUAAAGACUCAAACUGAAAAUAAUACGACACAAUCUGAAUCGACUUCGAAUACCCCAACAACAAGUAAGCCGUCAACAACGCAGACUCCUAAAGUUUCAACAGGAAAACCUGGACCACCAACAACAGUAAACCCUGAGACAGAGUGUGAGCGUGCUAACAGUACUUGUGAGACAUGCGUAGCUGUAGCAAAGUGUCUAUGGUGUAAUACAGGAAAGCAGAAGUGCAAGCCAUAUCCAGUAGGAGAUAUCAUCCCUAGGGCCUCUGCCUGUCCCCUUGAUGAUGCUAGGUGGGGAGUAUGCUGGGUUAACUUCAAAGUGCUAUUGAUAGUCAUGGGUGUGAUCGGAGGCGUUAUCCUGCUUUCUCUGGGCUGCUGUAUAUACUGUUGCUGCUGCAGGUCAAAGGGCAACCGGACAAAGUACCUUAAGGAAGAGGCAAAGAUGGAGCGUGAUCGUGAAGACAGGAAGUUGAGGUCAGACGAGAGAAGGGCAGAUAGACAGAAGAAACAUGAUGAGAUUAGAAAGAAAUAUGGUAUUGAAGUAAAAGGAGGCUUGGUGAAGGAUGACAACCCAUACCAGAGAUUUGAUGCCUAAUAACCCAGCGAAAUAUGCUGACAUUUAUUUAUAAUUUGGAUCAACAACAAAACAAAAAACAAUAGAAUUAUUAGAAUGAGUGAAAAUCUGCGAUUUGAGUUGAAAAAGAUUUCUACCACCAAAAAGUACACAAUUGUUUGUGCAAAUAUGCUAUUGCCUACAAAAAGGACCAUUCUCGGUUUAGAGAAUGAACUUCAUCGGCUAAUUUUGAUUUUUUUAUAUCGUGUAGAUUGAAAUGUGAUCUUUUGAAUAUUUAUGAUUUAAUUAAGGUUGAAUUCUUUCAAAAUACAAAUAUUAGCAAUAGCAAUAUCUACACCAUGUAAAAAAAUCUCCAAACCGAGAAUGAUCCUUUUCAACAAUUGCCUUAAAUGCCAAAGUUAAUGCCACUUAAGAUACAUGCUUGGACAACAUGUUUUGAAUUCAUCAAUUGCCUAACACCAUUUAGGCCUGGUCAGUAUUUAUUGAAAAGCAAGAAACAAGAAAAAGUGCAGUCCUAAAAAUGAUAGUCCACAUAAAAAUUCAAAAUAUUAGAGAGAAGUUCAUUUAUGCAAGAAUGUACAUGUAGCUGUAGAUUAAUGCUUAUUUAACUGCAAUAAGUGCAUUCUCCCAAGUAGGUUUAAUACUUCAGUACUUGUAUUGAAUUUGGUUAAGAGUGGAAAUUAUUUCCUCGGUUUUUUAGAAAAGAAUUCUCUUGGCUACAUGCUUGUACAAUAUUCGUACAUGUAUAUUUGUGUUUAGCUAAUAUGCAGUAGAAGCAAAAUGUUAAGAUAUUUUCUAUAGUCAACUAAAUAUUAGAUAUGCUGUAUGAAAUGUAUAAUUUGAAAUUCAUAUUUAUUUUUGGCUAUUGAAUGGCACUUUGUGCAUUCUUAUUAUUAUUACAUAAGGAGUAGCAU
Messenger RNA from Owenia fusiformis, 1681 nucleotides. The record is from the annotation of a GenBank genome assembly. NCBI's taxonomy places the organism in Eukaryota, Metazoa, Annelida, Polychaeta, Sabellida, Oweniidae.